Messenger RNA from Pseudozyma flocculosa PF-1, 3585 nucleotides. RefSeq lists its product as uncharacterized. Bases 1 to 3585 code for a protein of 1194 amino acids. The transcript is spliced from 2 exons. The record is from RefSeq and is a predicted model, not a curated record. NCBI's taxonomy places the organism in Eukaryota, Fungi, Basidiomycota, Ustilaginomycetes, Ustilaginales, Ustilaginaceae.
AUGGCGGACAUCGACGCCGAGGCUAGGGCAGCAAAGGCCGCUCGAGCCAGAAAGCAGCUCAAAAAGCAUCAGGCACAAAAGGCUGCAGCAGCAGCGGCAGCAGCCGCGGGCGGCUCCCCAGAACCAGACAAGGACGCCUCAAACAAGAAGGACGACGAGCAGGCACAGGGCGAGCCUCAACCAGAUUCGGACAAGGAUGCCCCCGAUCAAGAGGUCGCCAUAUCGAAUCAGGACGAGAUUGCAGAGCUGAAGCGUCAAGCCGAAGCCACUAGCGCCGCUCACAACGAAGAGGUCGCCGAGCUGAAGCGCAAGGCCGAAGCGGCAGACAAGGAUGCCCAAGAGCUGGUUGAGCUGAGGACAAGCCGCAACGAGUCCGAGAGGCGCCUCGCCGAGCUCGAGAAGGUCAGUGGUGAUCUCGAGGCAAGGUUGACCGCAAGCGACAAGGCGAGCAAGAAGGCCGAGGAGGAUGCAAAGGCACUCGCCGAGCUGGAGAAGAAGAGGAUUGAGUCCGAUAAGCGCAUCACCGAACUCGAGAAGACCAAGAAGGACCUCGAAGCCAAGGUGGCUGCGGGCAACGAGGCGAGCAAGAAGGCUGCCAAAGACGCCGAAGCGCUCCUGAAGCUCGAGAAGAAGAGGAGCGAGUCAGACAAACGCAUCACUGAGCUCGAGAAGGCCAAAAGCGACCUCGAGGCCAAGGUAGCCGCAAGCGACAAGGGGAGCAAGAAGGCCGCCAAGGACGCCGAAGCACUCACAGAGCUACAGAAGAAGAAAGACGAGUCGGAAAAGCGCAUCGCCGAGCUCGAGAAGGACAACAAGGACCUCGAGGCAAAAGUGGCGUCGGGCGACGAGGCAAGCAAAAAGGCCGAACGGGAGGCGCAGACGCUCCUCGAUCUCGAGAGGAGGAAGAAGGAAGACUCUGAAAAGCGCAUCGCCGUGCUGGAGAAGGACAAGGGCGAGUCCGACAAGCGCAUCACCGAACUCGAGAAGACCAAGAAAGACCUCGAAGCCAAGGUGUCCGCGGGCGACAAGGCGAGCAAGAAGGCGGCGGAAGACGCGCAGGCGCUGCUCAAGCUUGAAAAGGACAAGGAGGAGUCCGACCGGCGCCUCUCCGAGCUCGAGAAGAAGAAGGAAGAGGCCGACAAGCGCGUCGCCGACCUGGAGAAGGCCAAUAUGGCCGCGAGCGACAAGGCGAGCAAACAGGCCGAAGAAGAUGCCCGGGCGCUCGCCAAGCUGAAAGAGGACAAGAGAAAGACUGACGAGCGUGUCGCCGAGCUCGAGAAGAAGGAGAAGGAGGCCGACGAGCGGAUCGCUGACCUCGGAAAGACCAAAAAGGAGGCCGACGAGCGCCUCGUCGAGCUGGAGAAGAAGGACAAGGAGUCCAGCAAACGCAUCGGCGAGCUCGGAAAGAAGGAGAAGGAAACCGACAAGCGCAUCGCCGAGCUCGAGAAGGACAAGAAGAGCUCCGACGAGCAGAUCGCCGAGCUGAAGAAGGCCAAGAGCGAGUCGAACAAGCGCAUCGCUAAGCUCGAGAAGGCCAAGAGCGAGUCGGACAAGCGCAUCGCUGAGCUCGAGAAGGCCAACAGGGGCCUCGACGCCAAGGUGGCCGCAAGCGACAAGGCGAGCAAACAGGCCGAAGAGGAGAAGUCUUCCUUGGAGCGGAGCCUCGAGAUCGUUCGGCAGCAGGUCGAGGAGCUCAAGCAGACGCUGGCGACCCGAGAGCAGGAGCAGGCCGAGCUCGAGGACAAGCUGGCCGACCCGACCCAGGCCAACGAGAUCGAGUCGCUCCAGAAGCAGCUGUCGGCCGCGGAAGAGCGGACGUCGAGCCUCGAGGCCGAACUCCACCGCCGCGGACAGGCCCUCACCGCCGCCAACGCCGACAGCGAGAAGCUGGCAAAGGAGGUCGAGACCCUCAAGAGCGACAAGGCGCAGGUCGACGACCGGGCGCGCCAGGCCGAAGAGGAGCUCGCCGAAACGACAAAGGCCCGCCAGGCGCUCGAGUCCGAACUCGCGGCCGAACGAGCCAAGGUCACCGAGGCCUCGGCUGAGAGGGACUCGCACCGCUCCAAGGCCGAGGAGCGAGCGGAGGAGCUGCAGAAGGUGUCGUCCGAAGCCCAGAAGCACCUCGCCGCGCUCGAGACGGCCAAGGCCGACAUCACCGCCGCGCACAAGCGAGCCAGCGGCGCCGAGAAGAGGGCCGACGGCCUCCAGACCGAGAACGAGCGCCUCGUCAGCACCCUCGACGACGUCAACGCCAAGGUCGGUGCGCUCUCGCAGGAGAAGGCCACGCUGCAGGACGGCAACAUCAGCCUCGAGGGCAGACUCAAGAAGGCCGAAGACGACGCCCGAGCCGCGAGCUCGCAAUUCGAGGCCAGGCUGAAGAAGGCCGAGGACGGCGCCAAAGAGUCUGCCGCGCAGCUCCAAGCCCAGAUCAAGAGCCUCGAGCAGAGCAUGCAGUCGAGCAAGGCCGAGGCCGAAGCGGCAGCCAAGAAGCUCGUCGAGGCCCGCGACGCCGCCAACAAGAAGGCCCAGGCCCUCGAAGCCAGCCUCAAGCAGGCCGACGCCCAGUCGGCAUCGUUCGAAGGCGACGCCCAGGCCGAGCUCAAAGCGCUGCGGGAUCGGGCCGAGUCGAGCGAGGAGGCCCUUCGGACCAAGUCAGAAGAGCACGCAACCGCCGCGGCCUCGGUGGCGGCGCUCCGCUCGGAGCUCGACGAGCACGAGCUCGAGCUGUCUGCCAUGCGGUCGCAGAUCCGCAAGCUGGAGAGCUCCGUGUUUGAAGAGACCGACCGCGCGCACAAGGCGGUGCGCCGUGCUGCCGAGAUCGAGGAAGAGCUGCGCGCGCUGCGGGCCAGCAUUGUCAGCGAUGGCAAUGGCGGCAGCGGCGUCGGGUCCAUGUCCAGUCUGGCGGCUCCCGUCCCUGCCCCUCCAUCACUCGUGUCGAGCCUCUCGCCGAACGCCAGCAAGGGACCCGUGGGCAGCCGAGCGCAUCGCCGCAGCGCAACGUCGGCGCACAUCCCGGGCCUCUCGCCGCUAUCGGAGCGCGACGCCAUGGACUUUGCCUCUCCGCUGCGCUCGACGGAGGCGGCAGGUGCGGCGGGCACGAACGCACAGCCGGUCUCGCCCACGCCCAAAGGCGCCGCCGCCCGACGCGGUAUCCGGACCAUCACGCCCGAGGAGCUGCCGCUGCCCCCUUCGCAGCGCCACCGCCGGCGCGAGUCGCUUCAGAUGCUGCGGGCACGUAUCGGCGACGAGCUGGCGACCCCUGCCGCGCCACUCUCACCCGCUUCGUCGUCGACGACGGCGUCAUCUCGCGCACCACCGCUUGCCACCAUCGCGUCGCCAGGCACCGAGGCAGCACAGGGUGACCAGCCUGCGAUUGUCGUCGAGGACGAGACGGCGGCGUCGGCGGCGGCGGCAGCGGGCGGCGACUCGCUUGACAAGAAGCACGGAUCCUCGUUCGAGCAGCCCGACAGGUUGAUGCAGGCCGGAUCGCUGGCGCAUCCCCGUUCCGCAUCGACGAGGCCCCACUUUGCGCACGACUCGAUCCUGUACUGCGCCUGCUGCACCGACGACCUGCUCGUCGUCUGA